CUCUUCCACUCCACUCCUCGCUCGCACCAAGCCAGAGGAAGAACACGAGCGGCGGAAGGAAGAAGAAGAGGGGGGAGGAGACCAAGUUAUCAGAGCCAAACCCACCAUCGAUCAGUACCUGACUACCUGUAUCAGAUUACCGAAACCUUCGUAGAGGGGAUAAUGCCUCCGAGCAGCUACGAGAUGGCGGCCUCCAUCCUGCUCUGCGCGGAGGACAGCAGCAGCAUCCUGGGCCUCGGAGCGGAGGGCGACGAGGAGUUGCUGCUGCGGAGCAGGACGCGUGGGGAGCCCAGCGUGGAGUUCCCCGUCCCCUCCGAGGAAUGCGUCGCCGGGUUCCUGGAGGCGGAGGCGGCGCACGUGCCCCGGGAGGACUACGCCGAGAGGCUGCGCGCCGGCGGCUUGGAUCUCCGCGUCCGGACGGACGCCGUCGACUGGAUUUGGAAGGUUCACGCGUACUACAAUUUCAGACCUCUCACGGCCUGCUUGGCCGUCAACUACCUUGACCGCUUCCUCUCGCUCUACCAGCUUCCAGAAGACAAAGCUUGGAUGACGCAGCUGCUGUCCGUGGCAUGCUUGUCCCUGGCUGCCAAGAUGGAGGAGACCUACGUUCCCCCGUCCCUCGACCUGCAGGUCGGGGACGCACGGUACGUGUUCGAGGCGAAGACGAUCCAGAGGAUGGAGCUCCUGCUCCUCAGCACGCUCAAAUGGAGGAUGCAAGCGGUCACUCCCUUCUCGUACAUCGACUACUUCCUCCACCGGCUCAACGGCGGCGACGCGCCGAGCAGGCGCGCCGCCCUGCGAUCUGCAGAGCUGAUUCUGUGCAUAACCAGAGGGACGCACUGCCUAGAUUUCCGGCCCUCGGAGAUCGCCGCGGCCGUCGCCGCCGCCGUCGCCGGAGAAGAGCGCGCCGUAGAUAUCGACAAGGCUUGCACCCACCGUAUGCAUAAGGAGAGGGUGUCGCGAUGCCUCGAAGCGAUCAAGGCCGCCGUGGUGCCGCUGCCGCCUAAAACCGAAGGCCGGAGCGGCGGCGGCAGAGCCUCUUCCUCCGUCUCCGUGCCGCGGAGCCCCACGGGGGUGCUGGACGCCGGCUGCCUGAGCUACAGGAGCGACGACACGACUGCUGCCUCGUCGCAGGCAAGCUCCUUUUGCGAUGAGAACGACGACAGCUCCCCGGCCGUUUGCAGCAAGAGGAGGAAGAUUAGAAGAUGACUAGCCCAAUGAUGGACGGAUCAAAAGCCUCUUCUGUGCGCUGAUCAAUGAUCAUCUCAUGUCCUUGAUGAAAGUCGAGCAGUUUUGAUUGCACUGGCUGACGAGUUUGGUUUUGCUGGGAGCUUUUGACGCCGUCUUCAAAGGAGCCCGAAAGGCAAAGGAAGGGCAACCAAAAGCAGGGCAUUUUGGACAUGGCGAUCCAGCAAAGACGCCCGGAGGAAUAAAGAUGUCCUGGGAUGGUAGAAACGUACUGAAUUUCGUGCGCUUUUCCAACAGUAGGCGCGCAGCCACGAUGGCGACAUGGCGUUGCAAAGGUCUUGCAAGGUUGACAAAGCUGAGACGGGACGAGACGAUCAAACUAAAGGCGGAGAUGUGGAUGAGGCGAUGGUGACACAAGGUAGGCAGUGAACUAGCUAGCGGCGCAGUUUGCUGCGUUCUGUAAUUUCCCGACCGUUUUCCUUUUGUAAAAAAGAAAAAAAAAGAGAAACAAACAAUUCUUGCGUCACGAUAACCA
Molecule: messenger RNA, 1723 nt
Organism: Panicum hallii
Lineage: Eukaryota; Viridiplantae; Streptophyta; Magnoliopsida; Poales; Poaceae
Product: cyclin-D4-1-like
Exons: 6
Coding region: 163-1209 (348 amino acids)
Biological process (GO): regulation of cyclin-dependent protein serine/threonine kinase activity; mitotic cell cycle phase transition
Cellular component (GO): nucleus; cytoplasm; cyclin-dependent protein kinase holoenzyme complex
Molecular function (GO): cyclin-dependent protein serine/threonine kinase regulator activity
Source: RefSeq, a predicted model, not a curated record